GCGCUGGGCGGGGCGGAGCGCGCGUGGACCUGGGCGCGCACCUCGCGGCGCUCCCCGGCGGCGGCCUCCGCUGCGUCCCCGGGGCCGCGCCCCCCCGGGUGCUGGGACCCGCGGGCGCUCGGGACUCGCCUGUGCGUCCGCCCGCUGGGUUUUGCAGAGACUUAAGACUGUUGAGCCGGCGCGUCUGCGGCAGGAAGAAGCACCCAGACAAGGGAUUGUUCUAUGACUUCCUGAGAAAUAGUGAAAUGUCAGGUUCUUCACCAUUUAAGAUGCGAUUAGUUCAUUUGGACCUUAAAGGAGCUCCACCAAAGGUCUCCUACCUCUCUGAGGUCUUUCCUCUGUUCCAUGCCCUUGGCGCCAACGGGCUCCUCCUUGAGUACGAAGACAUGUUUCCCUACGAGGGCCACCUCAGGCUGCUGAGAGCCAAGCACGCGUACAGCCCCCCUGAAAUUAAAGAGAUCCUACAUCUGGCUACACUGAAUGAGCUCGAGGUCAUUCCGUUGGUGCAGACAUUUGGACACAUGGAGUUUGUGCUGAAGCACGAGGCUCUCGCUCACCUCCGAGAAGUGGCACUUUUCCCUAACACCCUGAACCCGCAUGAGGCUGAGUCCCUGGCGCUGGUGGGAGCCAUGAUCAGCCAGGUCAUGGAGCUGCACCCGGGUGCCCGGUGGCUCCAUGUCGGCUGCGACGAGGUCUACUACCUCGGGGAGGGCGAGGCCUCGAGACGGUGGCUGCAGCAGGAGCACAACACCAAAGCCAGACUGUGCCUGUCCCACAUGAAGGCGGUGGCCUGCCACGUGCUGGCCCGGCACCCGGCCACCAGGCCCCUGGUGUGGGACGACAUGCUGCGGGCCAUCCCCGAGGACCAGCUCGCAGCAUCGGGGGUCCCACAGCUGGUGGAGCCCGUGCUCUGGGACUAUGGGGCCGACCUGGACGUCCACGGCAAAGCUCUUCUCAUGGAAAAGUACCGGAAGUGUGGUUUUCUCCGGCUAUGGGCUGCCAGCGCCUUCAAGGGGGCCACGGGGGCGAGCCAGGCCCUGACCCCCAUCGAGCACCACCUCAGGAACAACGUGCAGUGGCUGCGGGUGGCGGCCAGGGGGCCAGCGGACAUGCUGCAGGGCAUCGUCCUGACCGGCUGGCAAAGGUACGACCACUUCUCGGUGCUGUGCGAGCUGCUGCCCGUGGGGAUCCCGUCCCUGGCUGUCUGCCUGCAGUCGCUCCUACACGGAGGUUUUGCCGAAGACGUUAAAGCAAGAGUGGAGAACUUCCUCGGGAUUUCAAACCUAGAAACGACUGACUUUACAGGCGAGGGCGCUGGCUCCUUCCCCGGCAGCGACAUCCUGGCCCUCGUCACGCAUGUCAGCCUCCACCUGCGCAGCUCCGUGGACGCGCUGCUGGAGAGGGACAGGUACGUGACCGGCUGGUUUGGCCCCUACCACCGCCGGCGGAAGCUCAUCCACCCCGUCAUGGUCCAGCACAUCCAGCCCCCGGCGCUCAGCCUCCUGGCCAGGUGGAGCACCGUGGUGCAGGAGCUGGAGGCCGCCCUGCGGCGCGUCUUCUACCCGGAUGCCGUGGAGGAGUGGCUGGAGGAGAACGUGCGGCCCAGCCUGCAGCGGCUGCAGGCCUUGCUGCAGGACCUGAGGGAGGCAGCCAGCGCCAGCCCCAGCGCCAGCCCGCAGGCGGGUCAGGACCCCUGAGGGCCAGGCCCUGCGUCCGGCUGAUGCCCGCCCCCGCCGCACCCACGGGGCAGACGGUUAGCGUCUGGAAGGCAAGUGGAAAACGUGCAAGGAAGACACGCAGAGGCCUGCUUCCUGACUGUGUAGAGCUUGUUGGGUUAAAAUAAAGAGCAGGACCCGGAACUCGUGCUGGUGGGAGUCAGACCUGGUGAUGACCUGGGGUCCGGCCAGCGGCUCAGGCCCACAGUGGGGCCUUCCUCACCCGGGGUCCCAACAGUCCCUCCUCGCCCUGGGGCAGCUUCGUCAGGAUGAUCACGCCAGAAACCAGUUACAGCAUUUCAUACUUUAUUUUAGAAAAAAGCUUUUGAAUUUUA
Nyctereutes procyonoides (raccoon dog) is the source of this 2050-nucleotide messenger RNA. It is a transcript of the gene HEXD, whose product is annotated as hexosaminidase D. Gene Ontology annotation, molecular function: hexosaminidase activity. Bases 246 to 1697 code for a protein of 483 amino acids. The record is from RefSeq and is a predicted model, not a curated record. Lineage: Eukaryota; Metazoa; Chordata; Mammalia; Carnivora; Canidae. The transcript is spliced from 14 exons. Gene Ontology annotation, biological process: carbohydrate metabolic process.